Messenger RNA from Fomitopsis serialis, 692 nucleotides. RefSeq lists its product as uncharacterized. The transcript has 4 exons. Lineage: Eukaryota; Fungi; Basidiomycota; Agaricomycetes; Polyporales; Fomitopsidaceae. The record is from RefSeq and is a predicted model, not a curated record. The coding region runs from base 300 to 530 and encodes 76 amino acids.
AGAGGACUGCCCCUGCCUGUACUCGUCGACUCGCCUUUCUGGUACAUUUCAACAACUGUCAGUGAAGCACGAGCAUCCACAGCAUUGCCUAUGAGACAAGUACGCGUACGAGGGGCAAAAGAGACUCGUGGUAGACUCCACAUGGGAGGCGACAUUGAACUUAGUGCAGACGCCUGACUCGGAGCGCGGUGGAUUCCUAUCGCUUUCGGAUAUGAUCGUGUCGUCGAUUUCGUCAAAGCCCCUCACUUGCGCACUCGCACCAAUCGCACCCCCUCAAUACACGGCAUACGCGUAUUAAGAUGUCUGACCGCCAGAGUGAUACCCAGCCCCAGGAUCUCGGCGGAGCGACGUCUACACGAGUCGAGCCGGCGUCGAAAGACGAUGCAGGACCGACAUCGCAUGUGUCCUCGAGUAUUGAACCUCCGAGCACUGCCCCGAGCUCGGCCGACGACUACGACGAGUGGAAACCCCGCGGACCUAUCAAACAGAACACAUCCAGUGGUACAAAGAACACGAAUAUUAGGCGUUGAGCAUGCAAAUCCUUCGUUUAUACCUGUGCCUUCCAGAAGAUAGUCUACAGGGCCGAGGAAGGUGUCGAAUGUAACUUACAAUGUAUUAUGGAAUCUAGACCAUCCACUGAAUGAAAUUUCACGUCGGAGGGAGCGAUUUAGUAGGCCGGACUCCACGUCGAC